AGGUCUUCACACUACUGACCUCAAACCAGAGUGAUGGCCCUUCAAAGAGAACACGAUUUCUACUCAGAGGAACAAUUAGGCGCUGCAAGGGAGAAUAACAUUCCGUCAGAUGAGGUGGUAGAGCUCACAGGAGAAGUCGCUGGUGCGCGCGACUGUGAACAGCACUUUAUGCAGGGUCUCUCCCCUACCUUUUAUGAGGAGAGCGCUCCGGUUCCGGAAUCGGAUCAGCCCUCGGUUUCAGUACCGCAAGCGUACAUAACACCGGGGUCCCCGGAACACGAUGAGCCGGAUGUGUCCCCGGAAUCACCCGUCGAUGAUGUAGAGCGCUCCAGUCAGGCCGCAGAUGGGAGGUCACGUAACGGAUCACCGGUAGAGGCGCGGGGACUGACAGCGGAGGAAAUCAUCAUUCAUCCGGACCCAGCAGAACCGUGUACGCCGAGGAAUCAGACUGAGCCUAUACCGAACAACGGACCUCGGGAAAGGGAACACCGUAGAGGGCUCAGCAGUAGCAGGAGCAGUAGCAGGAGCAGCAGGCCAACCACACGCUCAAACAGAACCAGACCAAUCAUGAGAGGCUGUCAGAAUUGCUGUCGGACUGCCCAUGAUCAACUAGUUUUAAUUAGUAAUGCUUGCCGACUAAUGGUUAAAAUGCUGGCUGUCUAUAGUGAUCAUAAUUAGUAAGGUGUUUGAUCUGAAAUUGUUUCAAAUUAUUUUUUAUUUGUUUCAUUGGGUAAUUGUUUUUUUUUUUUGUUAUUCAUUUUAAUUUAUGACGUUGAUAUUUUUUAAGGUUUAAGUGUGUUUUGAUUUUUUAUGAUAAUGGAUGAAAACAAACCGUUAGGGCUUAGGCUGAGUUUAUCAGACGAGGUAGAUCAACAUUUUCAGAAUGAGUCAAACUUUCAAAAUGGUAUAACUGAAAAUAAUAUUGAAAACAAGACCUCCUCCAGUCAGUUCUUAGAUCCGUUACACGUUAUAAAUCAAGCUCUCGUUGAUCUGGAACCCUUAGAAAAUGAAAUACCAACGAGAAUUGUAUUGGCCCUCCAAACAAGGUAGACAACGUCUUCAUAGCUGCUUUCACCACAGCUUAUGGGCGUCUAAAGUUGUACAGUUAUUUAGAGCAGCUGCAGGAGAGGGUCUUGUAUUAUGAUACAGACCGUAUUAUGACGGCUUGACCUGGGUAAUUACAUGGGAGAUUUGACUGAUGAGUUAGACGGUGAUAGCAUAAAAGCAUUCGCGGCCGCGGGUUCUAAAAGUUAUGCUUACCAAACUCAAAACAACAAAGUAGUACUUCGUGUAAAGGGUAUCACUCAAUGCAUGAUUGUUGUGAACAAGUUAACUUUAACAGUGUCAAACAGUUGGUGGAGAAUUAUGUGGGUGUCAUUGAAACACCUCAGCACAAUAUUGUACAAGAUAAAAAGGGUUUUUUUUCCUUAGAAACACAUCAUUCAAGAAUAAAUUUAGAGUGGUGUAUGACAAGAGACGGUUACUGUGCCAAGGUCAAACCCUGCCUUUUGGCUAUUAAAAACAAUUAAAUGUUUUCAUCCAAUGAAAUUGAGUCUGACCCUAGACUAAGAACACCUUUCUCCUGUCAAAUCGUGGGGCCAAGCGGGUCGGGUAAAACUUAUUUUGUAAAGUCUGUGUUGGAAUCCUGUAAUCAUGUCAUGGACAACAUGCCUAGUAAUAUUGUUUGGAUUUUUACUUAUCAACCGAUGUACACUGAACUGCAAAAAAGAAUAAAAAGAUCAAGUUUGUCGA
Messenger RNA from Micropterus dolomieu (smallmouth bass), 1752 nucleotides. RefSeq lists its product as uncharacterized. Lineage: Eukaryota; Metazoa; Chordata; Actinopteri; Centrarchiformes; Centrarchidae. The record is from RefSeq and is a predicted model, not a curated record. Bases 34 to 678 code for a protein of 214 amino acids. The transcript has 4 exons.